AAUACCCACCAGAAGCGUCAGUUAGUGUUAAAACAGUGUUUGAAAACUUUCUACCGCUACCUCACUAACCCAAUUCUAAGAAAUGUCGAUCGCGAUGUGAAAAAAAAAUCGGAAAAUAGAUAAAAACUUUUUGAACAAGAAAAUUAAGUAUAAAAAUGUCGGUUUAUAGAUCGGAUCCGGAGUCGCUGGAUAUGGAAAAACCGACGGUUUGUUCUCGUUUUCUCCAUUACAGCUGGAAAACUAUAACGUGCUUGUUUUCACAUGUAACUCUCAUUUCCAUGGUGAUUUCUUAUUGUUAUUUAGGUGCGGUGACCUUUGAGGCCUUGGAAGUCGAACAUGAGGUUCAGGUUAAGAAGAAUAUACGCAAUAUCAGGGACAAUACCACCCUGUACCUUUGGAACUUCACACAUGACAUGGCUACGUUGCGCGAGGAAAAUUUCACUCCAGUUGCCGUUCAGUAUUUAAAAGAAUUCGAGAACUCUCUUCUCAAAGCAAUGGCUAAAGAUGGCUGGGAUGGCGAAGAAGAUGCCAAUAAGGUGCAGUGGACUAGGGCUGGAGCACUGUUUUACUCUAUCGUUGUUAUUACCACUAUAGGUUAUGGUCAUAUAACGCCUAAAACCAACUGGGGCAAAGUAGUGACUAUCUUUUACGCAAUCCUAGGAAUUCCCCUUAUGCUGCUAUGUUUGUCAAAUAUAGGCGAUAUUAUGGCGACAUCAUUUCGGUUUUUGUAUUGGCGAGUUUGUUGUUAUGCCUGUCAAAAGAAACCUAAAAAGAAGCAGAGAACACGAUCGUUUAGAGCGCCACCUAGAAACGAUUCUAGGUUUGUUAGAUCCAGGUCGACAAUGUCCUUUCGUAGAUCUGUUAGAACAUCUGGAAAAUCAGCUGAUAGUGGAUAUGGAGUUUCUGACAUUAUGCCCAGUUAUCAUUCUGAUACAGAAUUAAGAUAUCCAGACGAUUUUGACAGAUCUACUCCACUACACCAAAGAGGUUCCAGUCUUCCGAGCCGUCCAAACCGGUUUACAGAAUCGUCAGCACCAUCCAGAAAAUUUUCUGCCAAAGAUAGAAAUCACCGACAGAACUCUGUGGGUCAACGUGGUGGUUCUUUAGACAGGAAAAAGUACGAAAAUCAACAGAAAGAGAAGGAAGUUGAUGUUGAUCCGACUUUAUUGGCUAAAACACCAAUUCUGUGCAACAGAUAUGUGGUGGGAAGGAAUGAUGCGUUCAGUUCUAAAGUUCCAGGUGUAACUCUUAGACAGUCAGAGAGAUAUGGUAAGGAUAAUAUACCAGGACGAAGAGCAAUUUCUGUCCCCAAAACAUCCAAUUAUCUUGCACCUCCCAGAAGCUAUACGCCAGAAUCUUCAUCAGACCCAGAAGAAAUUGACGAACCUCUAAGAAGCAGGAAGAAAAUCAAACCAAGGAGAUCUAGAUCACCUUUACCAAAUCCAAGUCCAAAAAUGAUGACACCGUUAGGUUAUGGACACCGAAAUAAGUAUUUGGAUGAUCCAGAUUCGGACGAAUAUGAAGAUUAUGGCUCUUAUUAUGAACCAGUUGGCCGUGAAAAGUCAAAACCUGUACCGAUUUGGCUUUGUGUGCUUUUGGUUAUCAGCUACAUUCUGGCCGGAGCUUAUCUGUUUAAAAGUUGGGAAGGCUGGGAUUAUCUGGAUGCGGCUUAUUUCUGUUUCAUCACCCUCACCACGAUCGGAUUCGGAGACUUGGUGCCGGCGAAAGGAGUAACUCAAAACAAAUACCAUGCAACUGUCAGUAUUGCACUGUGUUCUCUCUAUCUGCUCUUCGGAAUAUCAUUGCUAGCAAUGAGUUUCAAUCUUGUCCAAGAGGAAGUGAUCUACAAAGUGAAGAGAGUAGCAAAAACAUUGGGAAUCAUCAAAUCAGAAUCAGAGGAAUCAGAAGAAGAAGAUUGAUUAUUUAUAUUAAGAUACAUAAUAUGUAAUUUUUAAAUAUAUUCUUAAAUUUAUCAAAAGUGGCUCACCCCUAUAACUUUUUUAUUUUUUUUUAG
Molecule: messenger RNA, 2014 nt
Organism: Sitophilus oryzae (rice weevil)
Lineage: Eukaryota; Metazoa; Arthropoda; Insecta; Coleoptera; Curculionidae
Gene: galene
Exons: 10
Coding region: 156-1919 (587 amino acids)
Biological process (GO): potassium ion transmembrane transport; stabilization of membrane potential
Cellular component (GO): membrane
Molecular function (GO): potassium ion leak channel activity
Source: RefSeq, a predicted model, not a curated record